Messenger RNA from Calypte anna (Anna's hummingbird), 1786 nucleotides. It is a transcript of the gene DPYSL5, whose product is annotated as dihydropyrimidinase like 5. Gene Ontology annotation, molecular function: hydrolase activity, acting on carbon-nitrogen (but not peptide) bonds, in cyclic amides. Gene Ontology annotation, cellular component: cytosol; cytoplasm. The transcript has 13 exons. The record is from RefSeq and is a predicted model, not a curated record. NCBI's taxonomy places the organism in Eukaryota, Metazoa, Chordata, Aves, Apodiformes, Trochilidae. Bases 65 to 1759 code for a protein of 564 amino acids.
GCACCGGCGGGACCUGACUUGGUGGCGGCCGCAUCGUGACGGGUGGGACAACCGCGACAGCACCAUGCUCGCCACGGCGGCCACCAUGCGGAUCCUGAUCAAGGGGGGGAAGGUGGUGAACGAUGACUGCACCCUGGAGGCUGAUGUCUACAUCGAGAAUGGGGUCAUCCAGCAAGUGGGGCGCGAGCUGAUGAUCCCCGGCGGUGCCAAGGUCAUCGAUGCCACCGCCAAGCUGGUCAUCCCUGGUGGCAUUGACACCAGCACCCACUUCCACCAGACCUUCAUGAACGCCACCUGCGUGGAUGAUUUCUACCACGGUACCAAGGCAGCCCUGGUUGGGGGGACAACGAUGGUGAUCGGCCACGUCCUGCCCGACAAGGAGACCUCUCUGCUGGACGCCUACGAGAAGUGCCGCAGCCUGGCAGACCCCAAGGUCUGCUGUGACUACGCCCUCCACAUGGGGGUCACCUGGUGGGCACCCAAGGUGAAGGCGGAGAUGGAGACGCUGGUGCGGGAGAAGGGGGUGAACUCCUUCCAGAUGUUCAUGACCUACAAGGACCUCUACAUGCUGCGGGACAGCGAGCUCUACCAGGUCCUGCGGGCCUGCAGGGACAUCGGGGCCAUCGCCCGGGUCCACGCCGAGAACGGGGAGCUGGUGGCUGAGGGAGCCAAGGAAGCGUUGGACCUGGGCAUCACCGGCCCGGAGGGCAUCGAGAUCAGCCGGCCCGAGGAGCUGGAAGCUGAAGCCACCCACCGUGUCAUCACCAUCGCCAACAGGACCCAUUGCCCCGUUUACCUGGUGAAUGUCUCCAGCAUGUCCGCCGGGGAUGUCAUUGCUGCUGCCAAGAUGCAGGGGAAGGUGGUCUACGCCGAGACCACCACGGCUCACGCCACGCUGACCGGGCUGCACUACUACCACCAGGACUGGUUCCACGCUGCCGCCUUCGUCACCGUGCCCCCCCUGCGCCUCGACACCAACACCUCUGCCUACCUCAUGAGCCUGCUGGCCAAUGACACUCUGACCGCGGUGGCCUCGGACCACCGUCCCUUCAGCACCAAGCAGAAGGCCAUGGGCCGGGAGGACUUCACCAAGAUCCCCCACGGUGUCAGUGGGGUGCAGGACCGCAUGAGCGUCAUCUGGGAGCGUGGCGUGGUGGGGGGGAAGAUGGACGAGAACCGCUUCGUGGCCGUCACCAGCUCCAACGCCGCCAAGCUCCACAACCUCUACCCCCGCAAGGGCCGCAUCGUCCCCGGCGCUGACGCCGACGUCGUCGUCUGGGACCCCGAGGCCACCAAGACCAUCUCAGCCAGCACCCAGGUGCAGGGUGGGGACAUCAACCUGUACGAGAACAUGCGGUGCCACGGGGUGCCCCUGGUCACCAUCAGCCGCGGGAGGGUGGUCUACGAGAACGGGGUCUUCAUGUGCGCCGAGGGGACGGGGCAGUUCUGUCCCCUCCGCUCCUUCCCUGACACCGUCUACAAGAAGCUGGUGCAGCGGGAGAAGCGCUGGAAGCUGCGGGGGGUGGAUCGCAGCCCCUACCUGGGGGACGUGGCCGCCGUGGUGCACACCGGCAAAAAAGAGACGGGGACCCCCCUGGCUGAUACCCCCUCCCGGCCAGCCACACGCCACGGGGGCAUGAGGGACCUCCACGAGUCCAGCUUCAGCCUCUCCGGCUCUCAGAUCGAUGACCACGUCCCGAAGCGAGCGUCAGCCCGGAUCCUGGCUCCCCCCGGGGGUCGGUCGAGUGGCAUUUGGUAGCGCCGGGGUCCUGUCCCCCGACUGAGG